ACCUAACACUCUGUCUUCUCUGACCCAUAACCGAGCCUGUGUGUAUUGUCUUGCUGAUGCCAGCCUUUCAGCAACAAGGACAGUUGGCUAUAAAACCUCCGGUUCAAGAGGUAUCAGGCUUGUGUGAAGACUUCGACCCACAAUGAAGCUCUUGCUGUGUUUUCUGUCAGUUCUGGCUCUGGUGGCUGUGGUGGUCACAGUACCAAUCGAAGACAGAAGUCAGGAUGUGAUAAACUUUUUGAAUGGCUUUGUUACAGGUGCCCUUAAUGCUGUUCCCUUUGAAGAAAGCACCUCUUCAAGAGAAAUCAAUGCAGGUCCUGAGAAUACUUUUGGUAAACCAGAUACAAACCCAGCCCGCCCAAGUGAUUCAAGACCAACUGAAAACUCUGCUGAAAUCUCAGACGUUACACAGUCCUCAAACUUUGCUGAUUUAACAGAUAGUUUAGACUCCGAUGCCCAAUCAAAAGAGAACGGCAACUCCGAUGAUACAGAUGAUGAUGACUAUCAGAUAUCAAAGGGAAAGAUUACGCGAACUGAAAUGAGGAAGUUUGCACAGAACAAAAAUUCUGCUGGUAGCAAAAGUGGAGAAAAGGCAGAUGUGGUUGUGGAUGUAACAACAGUCAGUCCCUCUGCUGAGGGUCAAGUCACUACAGGCAGCAAAGGGACUGACAGUCCUCUUCCAAGUGAUCUGGGGAAAUACACACAACAUUCCUCAUGGAUGACUGUAGACCCAGACCAUGUGGACAACAUGCAGACAACCACUGGACAGAAGUCAACUAAUCAGAGUGAAGAGCUGAGUAACGGGAUUCAGAGGGCCAGAGGGGGAAGAGAGGGGAACAGCAGAGAGCUCACUGAUCCCCACAGUGAGGAAACGCCGCUACUGGGAUGUCAGGGUGUGGCCUGUGUGUCACAACAGUUGGGGACUAGAGGCAGUAGAGGGGAAAUGAAAAACACCACCAGUCCUGAUAGUAGUGAUUUCCAAAUCCAGGUGGUGACAGGCACAGCCACGGGUCAGGCCCUAUGUAAGAACAGUCACAGGAGUGUAGUGAAUGACGUGUUGGAAACGUCCGGAAGACAGCAGGACUUGGACAGUCUGGAGAAUGUCAGUGGUGAAUCGAUUGAUCUCCUUACUGAUGAUGUCAGCCGUGGCGAAACCAGAGAGUAUGUGAGCACUGAGAGGAACCCAGCAGUCCUUGGUCAGCUUCCAGGGACCCCAGCCAGGACAUCGUCGGUGCCAGAGCCUUCCUCCAGGUAGAGUUGGCUGAGCUCUCCCCAGCAGGGCCUGUAAAACUCCCUGCCUCUCACUCGCGUGUCAUCUCCCUCAAGCUCCACCGACUCUACCAGCCCGCAGAGAGCCCCUUCCUACACUAGUAAUCAUGACAGAGAUGUCAGUAUGCCUGGGGAGAUUUAUCACUGAUUUUAAACCAAAAAAGAUCAUGAAAUAAAUGGGAUUCUGACAGCAGCUGUUGCCCUCUGCUCCUCUGUCUCCUGGCUGUACAGUUCAGUUGUGUGUGAAGGGGAAACAUGAUGAUCCGCUAACAUCUCAG
Molecule: messenger RNA, 1547 nt
Organism: Esox lucius (northern pike)
Lineage: Eukaryota; Metazoa; Chordata; Actinopteri; Esociformes; Esocidae
Product: dentin sialophosphoprotein
Exons: 14
Coding region: 143-1255 (370 amino acids)
Source: RefSeq, a predicted model, not a curated record